GAAAUGUCAACCGAGUGACUGCGAAGCGAAGUAGACCACUGCAUCUCCACUUUAAAUGAUGGUCUGAUCAAUUGGGAAACAUAACAGUCAUUAUACGUCGUCGAACAGCAAACUGUGAAUAUGACAAAUGUGUACUCUUUCGAUGGCAUCCUGGUUUUUGGGCUGCUGUUCAUCUGCACUUGUGCAUACCUCAAGAAGGUCCCCCGCCUCAACAGCUGGCUGCUGUCCGAGAAGAAAGGAGUGUGGGGCGUCUUCUACAAAGCUGCGGUAAUUGGGACCCGGCUUCACAUUGCAGUGGCAAUUUCCUGUUUGGCCAUGGCGUUCUACGUUGUCUUCUUAAAAUGAUAGUCAGGCUGGGCUGGAAAGGACACUGGACGAGUGCAGGCUAGGGAUGGACUCCUCACCGUGGUCAUGUGCUAAUCCUUUUUGGGGGAAACCUCUUGGAUUACCUGACCGAUGAAACCCCAUUGGCCCUGUGGAGCUAUGAGAAAGACUAGCCAGUGCUGCCCCCCUCUGGUGACUGAGUACAUAACUCUUCCCCUGGUAAUUUGUAUGCACUACAAACUAUUAAGGGCAUCCGGAAUCUUCUCAGCAGUUGUUACAGAGGAGAUAGACGGUUGGGUCACAUGGUAUCAUUCUAUUGUAGGGUAACACUGUUUGUUGUCUCCAUCCACACCCCAUACAUAUUUAUAUUGAAGGAUGCAGAAGUUUGAAGGGCAGUGUGUGUAUUAUACCUUGUAUCUGUACACAACCUAAAAUUAGCCUAACUGUAUAUAUUUGGAAAAAGAUAUGACCAGUAGAGAUUUGCCAGGGGUUAUGUGUGAUCAAACCAGAAAUGAUCAAUUCUACUUGCUCCCAGCUAUGCUGUUUUUUUUUCUGUAUCACCUCUUGUGUCGAGGGUGGAAGGGAAGAUAAACAAAGCUAAUAUAUAAAGAUGUUCUUGUGUACACUAUAUUUUACGUUAUUUAGAACUCUUACCUUUUCUCAACAGUGCUGUUUGGCAUCUCUUAAAGGAGCUGUAUGCAAAAUUCUGAUUCUGGGCCGGGAUUGCCUUCACACGGCUCUCACGUCACAAACAAACACGCAAGUGGAGCCGACAUGGCGUUGGCUAGCAAUGCUAACGGGGCUAACAGUGCCCACGGUGCUGCCACUGACCAUGGCUACCUAGCUUCUGCGGGGCCAACGUCCCACCGACACGUUUGGGGCGGCGUAAACAGCAGUAACCACGUUAGAAACCCUGCUGUCCCAUGCACGCCCGGCCUAGGUAGUGCUCAGUGCAGAGCAGUGGUGAUUUUAGGUGGCGAUUAGCAGUGGGACAUGCAUAUGAAGGCAGGCAGGGAAAGAAACGGGGAGGACCAACAGUUUUAAAGACAAGCCAGUCUCAAAUGCUCUAACAUGCACAUGUGGCCGGCCCAGCUACAAGAACAAAGAAGUUAAAAUUACAGCACACAGGGAGUGUGACUACAUUCUCUGCGCAGGAUGCCAUUGCCCCGCUAUGUUUAUGUUAUGAAUGUUGUCAUAUAGCUCCUUUAAGCUUUGUUUUAGGUUUGAAAUACACAGGUGUAUGUUGUAUUUACUUUGAUAUCUAAUACGAUAACAUGUUUUAAAUGUCAUAAAAAUGUGAAUUGUAAGACCCGUAAAAGACAAAGUUCUACCACAACUGUAGAGUAUCGCAGAGAGAAGAAUACUUUUGAGAGGUUUAUUGCAACAUAUUGUUGAAUUAGAUAUCUCCAUCAAACUUGCCUAAACAUUUAAAUGUAAUGCCAAAUAGUGAUGGUGCUUCUUAUCCCAUCUUAAUUACAUACUGUUAUUCUGAGUUUAAUUCUGCCACCUUAUUUUAUUUUUUAAAGGAAUAAGUUGUUUUGAGAGGGGAUGCAAUGAAAUUUUGAGUAAAACAUCAUUCAGACAAUUUCUGUGUUUGUGGUCUUUUAAAAAAAAUGUCAAGUCUCUAGUGGCAUUCAGUAUUUAUACAAUGUAUUGCACCAGUCCCUUUGGAGGUUUUUCAUGUUUUAAUGUUUUGAUUUAAAUCCCAUUGGGUGCAAUUGCGUUUGUUUUUCUUCACAAAAAGGGAAACAAUCCACCAAAUCAAUUCAAAAGAAGCAGGCAGGCAACAGUAUCUGUCUGCAGUGUCUCCCAUCACCCCCAACAAACCCUGUACCUCCAUUAAACUUGCAAGACACCUAAUUCUCUUGGCGGCUUCUGCCAAUAGUGCCCUUGCCACGACAGUCUUUGUUUUCAUGACACCUGUUCCCAGCAGAUUUAUAACUGUGCCAUAUUUUCAUAAUUUAUGUUUUAACUUACUAUACUAUUUACUCCACUGCUUUGGACUGAUACUUUAAAUGUAAUUUUAUAGGAAAGACCCAUUUUAAAGCAGACAUUUUGACUCACAGGUGUCAUUCAUAAAAAUUAAACAGUAACUCCGUU
Molecule: messenger RNA, 2424 nt
Organism: Anoplopoma fimbria (sablefish)
Lineage: Eukaryota; Metazoa; Chordata; Actinopteri; Perciformes; Anoplopomatidae
Gene: tmem167b
Product: transmembrane protein 167B
Exons: 3
Coding region: 121-345 (74 amino acids)
Source: RefSeq, a predicted model, not a curated record